Phalacrocorax carbo (great cormorant) is the source of this 6033-nucleotide messenger RNA. The record is from RefSeq and is a predicted model, not a curated record. Lineage: Eukaryota; Metazoa; Chordata; Aves; Suliformes; Phalacrocoracidae.
GCAGGAUGACUUAGAUGAUUGUUAGGACGAAGGGAGGAUUUUGAGGCUGUUUGUACUGGUAGCCGAAGGUUUACGGGACGUUAGGGCUUACAAAUUAAGGACGUAUUUGUGUGUUUGGAGGAGCGCGGCGCUGACGGGGGAAGCGGGCUCGCUCCCUCCCUCAGCUGCGGGCCCUCGCCUCACCUGUUGGCUUUGAAGAUUAUGGACCAGACUGUGAUAGCAUGAGGAUAACGGCAUUCUUGGAUAUUCCUGGACAAGAUAAUUUAACUCCGCUGGCUCGUCUAGAAAAAUAUGCCUUCAGUGAUAACAUAUUUAACAGGCAAAUUAUUGCCAGAGGUCUUUUGGAUGUCUUUCGAGAUUUCAGUAAUAAUGAAGAAGACUUCCUGACUGUAAUGGAAAUAGUGGUCAGGCUCUCUGAAGAUGCAGAACCAACUGUUCGUACAGAGCUGAUGGAACAAAUACCUCCUAUUGCCAUUUUUCUGCAAGAAAAUCAACCAAAAUUCCCAACGGCAUUUUUUGAGUACCUUAUGCCCAUAGUAGUGAGAUACCUCACGGAUGUUAACAAUCAGGUUAGAAAGGCAGGUCAAGAAGCACUGCUUAUACUGCUAGAACAAGAUCUUGUUGCUCAGAGCGACAUUGAAAAUAAGGUGUGUCCAAUUCUGUUGGACCUCUCUGCUCCUGACAGUGAUGAUGAGUACAAGGUGGAAGCUGUGAAUAUAAUCUGUAAAAUGGCUUCUAUGUUGAACAGAACAACAGUGGAGCGCAUGCUGCUUCCUCGUUUCUGUGAACUGUGCAGUGAUGGGAAGUUGUUUCAAGUCCGAAAGAUUUGUGCAGCUAAUUUUGGUGACAUUUGUAAUGCCGUUGGGCAAGAAGCCACAGAAAGACUGCUGAUUCCCAAGUUCUUUGAACUCUGUUCUGAUAGUGUUUGGGGAAUGAGAAAAGCUUGUGCCGAGUGCUUUAUGGCAGUGUCUUACACCACGUCCCCAGAGGUUCGCAGAAGCAAACUAUCCCCGCUGUUCAUCAGUCUUAUUAGUGACACUUGCAGAUGGGUUCGUCAGGCUGCUUUUCAGUCUCUUGGCCCCUUUAUUUCGACCUUUGCAAACCCUUCAAGUGCUGGUCUUUACAUUCGAGAAGAUGGGACACUGAGUAUCCGACCACCAAUGCAUGAUGUGAAUUCCAGUUCCUGCCGGCCAAGCAACAAUAUAACUUUAAUGUCCUCCAGUACAAAUGCUAUAUUGUCCAGUUCAGAACAACCAAUGGAAAUCAGACCAGAAUCAUCAACUGAGGAGACUUCAGCUGAAGUUAAUACAAAGCUCUCAAUUGAGAACCUAAAUAAAGAUACGCAGGAAGAAGGUUCAGAUUAUCGUACCCAUUGUGGAGAUGAUGUGUCUCGAUUGUCUCAGGGUGAUAAAGUUGCUGCUGGUGUCACAGAAGUCACUAAGAACAGCAGUUUUCCUGGAACGAACUCAAGGCUACAGUCUGCUGAGGACGUAUUUAAUACUUUUCUGUACUGGCGCCCUCCUCUGCCUGAUAUAAGUCAGGAUCUGGAGUCACUUCAGUUCAAGACUGAAAAGCACAAAGAUAGCUGCUCUGUGCCAUGUAAUAACUGUGUUGCUAGUAGUGAAAUAAAGAAAGUUCUAGAAAGCUUACAGGAGCACAUAGAUGAUCCAGAUGUUCAAGCUCAGGUCCAGGUGUUGUCCGCUGCUCUCAGAGCUGCGCAGUUUGAUUCCGUCGGUGACUAUGAGACCAAAAAAAUGGAAGAAAGCAGUGGCAAACUUCAGAACAAAACUAUUUCGGAUGAAACAGCUGGUUUAGAUGCUACCUGCAGCCAGGUGGAGAAAGGUGAUCUUUCAUGCCCUGCCUCCCAGGAUAAUGUGAGCGAGCAGUCUACCACCAGUCCACUGAAAAGCUCGGACUCAGAGGAACAACACAGAGGAACCAGUGUAUUUUUAAAGAGCGAGCAAGAAAAUAAUCCACCAUUUGAAGAUGACAAGUCAAAAUUACAGGAUAUCAUACCUCAACCCUUAUUAGACCAGUACUUGUCAAUGACUGACCCGGCUCGAGCACAGACUGUUGAUACUGAAAUAGCCAAGCACUGUGCGUAUAGUCUUCCUGGGGUGGCCUUAACACUGGGCAGGCAGAACUGGCACUGCCUGAAAGAUACGUACGAGACGCUGGCCUCAGAUGUACAGUGGAAGGUGCGUCGGACACUGGCUUUCUCCAUACAUGAGCUAGCAGUUAUUCUGGGGGAUCAGCUAACAGCCGCUGAUCUGGUGCCAAUUUUCAAUGGUUUCCUGAAAGAUCUGGAUGAAGUGCGUAUUGGUGUCCUUAAACAUCUGUAUGACUUCCUAAAGCUACUUCAUGCAGACAAAAGGCGGGAGUACCUUUACCAACUUCAAGAAUUUGUGGUGACUGAUAACAGCAGGAACUGGAGGUUUCGUUACGAGCUGGCAGAGCAGCUGAUCCUGAUACUGGAACUCUACAAUCCCAAUGAUGUCUAUGACUACUUAAGACAUAUUGCACUAACUCUCUGCUCCGAUAAAGUUUCAGAAGUUCGGUGGAUCUCCUUCAAACUGGUUGUAGCAAUACUACAGAAGUUCUACGCAAACAAUGCAAAUGCACUGGGAUUAAAUUUCAUCAAUGAACUUGUAGUGCGGUUUCGCCACUGCUCCAAGUGGGUUGGAAGACAAGCUUUUGCCUUCAUCUGCCAGGCUGUAGUAGAAGAAGAAUGUAUGCCUGUCGACCAAUUUGUUGAACACUUGCUCCCCAGCCUUUUAAGUCUUGCUUCAGAUCCUGUGCCAAACGUGAGGGUUCUGCUCGCCAAGGCUCUAAGGCAGACCUUACUGGAGAAAGCUUAUUUUAAAAACGUUGGCAAUCCUCAUCUAGAAGCUGCAGAAGAGACCAUUCUAGCCCUGCAGUCUGACAGAGAUCAAGAUGUGUCCUUCUUUGCCACCAUAAAACUAAAACAGGGUAACAUGGACAAUACUACCAUCGAAAAACAGAACUAAUGCGUUCUUCUGCGGUGAACGCUGAACAUUGAAAAGGUUAUUCACCUUAUGGUCAUGGUUAGUAUGAAUAAUGUGGGCAAAUAAGGUUUUUUGUUACCUGCUUGAGCUGGAAAGGGUCUACUGAGAGAUGUUACGGUGUUCAUUUCAUGACCACCCUUCAUCUACAGCUGUGUGUUUGUCUGAUAUGCAUGAGUAAUUCCUUUUGGUUUUUUCUUUGCAAACGUGGGUGAUAACUCUGAUCUCGCCUGCAGUUACGAAUUGUAUGUAAAGUCUUACGCCAUCCGCAGUAUUUCAGUGUAACUGGAAUUCAUAUUUCACUUUCUAACAAAACAUUUCCAGUGGUAGAGCAGUCUGCCGUAGCUUAAAAUAGUUUCUAAAUCUUAAAACCUGAUUAGAGCAAACUUACAUGAAGAUAUUCUUUCCUCAUUUUUCUUGUGGUUUUUUUAUUUUUUCAAGUAUUGCUUUUUAACGGAAAAAAAGUGUAGAUAUGUAAAUAGUUUUGAAUUUAACAAAAAACAAUGAAGAACUUAAUUCUGUAUCAGUGGAAGAAAGCUCAAAAAUCAUUUCAUUUUAUAAAGAAGUUACUCUGCUAGAAUUAAGGCAUGGUUCAUUUUUAUUUGAUAUAACAUGAUAUUUUUCAAAGUACAGAGAGCUCAAGAUUCUUUGUAUAUUGUGACUUUCCUAUUAAUUUGUUAUUUCUGAGCUAUACCCUUACAGGUGUUAAGGUGUCUGUUUUCAUUACUGCUGGCUCUGGAAGUGGUAGGUAGACUUUAAUUUCCCAAACUGAAAAUUACUCGUUCUUCCCUAGCAGAGUUCACUGCAUUUACAGGGUUCAGCUCCUGCAACAUGUGCUCUGUCUGUGAAAAGGUAUUACAGAAUUUUACAGGCUUAAGGUUUUGUUUGUUUUAUAUACACACCUCAUUUUAAAAACACCUUUUAACUGGUCCAACAUUCAAAUCCCAUACAGCCCGCUACUUUGUUCCUAAACAACAAAGGACUCUAAAUUCUGAAAAACCCCAAAUACUGUUGCUUGGUUUUAUGUUUGGGGGAAAGGUGGUGACGCGGUUUGCUCUCUAACUUCUGUUGGUUGGGAAAGGUUGGGGCAAACAACAAACGGAGGUUACCGAGAUCCUUAAGCUUAAGUAGGAUGUCUAAUGUGUAUUUAAACAGGUGUUUUGGAAGAAAGAAAAAUACACAGAUAGACUGCGGUUCUGUUAAUAAAACUGGAUAGCUUCUGAUCAGUUUGAAAAAUUAUAAAUCUAAUAUUUUUUUGGUGGAUCCUGUCUUCUGUUGUGUCCCAAAUCUGCAGGUAAUGUGGGGCCUGGAAAAGAGAUGGUGUUACUUUUUUAGACUGUGGGUUAGAACUCUGUUCAGAAAUGAAUGCUUAAAUACUAAAGAAAUGGUUUCAUGUAAUAACAGUUAUUUUCUCUCUGUGAACACAAUACUGUAUGAUAAAUGGACCUGUGUAAAUAUUUCCCUUUAUUUCACUAUUAUACUAGUAAGUAGAUCACAGGGGUGAAGGUUUUUACAGAAAUUACUUUUUUUUUUUUCCCUUUUUCCCUUCAUUUUAAAUCUGGCUUGAUUGCAACACAGCAAGUAGGUUCCUCAGCUGGGUUCUGUGGUUUUUUGGAGGGCUCAGUUUUGUAUAAGUUUGUUUAACUAGUCUUGUAUUAUAAUAUGUACAGUAUUUGUAACAGAUUGUUUUCUUGUGAGAUCACAAAAUGCUUUUUGCAGGCAGAAAUAUACCACUGCUAUCACUGCUAUUACAGCAAACAGUAUAAACUCUGUAGUGUCCUAUGUCAAUUUUUUUACAAUUUUUUUAUAAUUUAAAACAAAUGAUUCUUCAGUACAGACUUUUUAUAAUUGCAAUUUCUUAACAAGAUGACCUCCCAAGUUAAUUUUUUCUAGUUCUAGUAUCUUUUUCUAAUGCUGGCGUUAUACUGGUAUUUUCUAACGGUUCAAAUUUUCUAAGGCCUCUGACAAGGUUUUACUUCUGUUUUUAUUAUCAGUUCAUUAAAUUUCUCAGCACUGAGCAAAUUUUUUUAAGUGUGUUUAUAUGUAAGUAUGUUUGAAAUGUACUUUAUAUAAAUUAAAUACUUUGAACAUUAACCCAAACCAGGUUUCCGUCUGUCAGAUAAUCUUAAAUAGUUACCUUUACUUGCAGUAAUCCACUGGAAAAUACAAGCUUCUCUAUGUUUUAGUGUGUUUGGUUAGUGUUCACUGAGAGUUUUUGUUUAGGGUGUGUGUAAACAGGAAGCCACCAGCUACAAAAGUUCACUGAAAGGCUAAAUGAAGUUCUUUGGUACCUCUCUGGCUCCGGAAAUCAUGUCUGUUUUAAAUGAUAUGAUUUCAUUAGAGCAUUUAAAAUGCUUUCUUAGAACUCUACAGUUGCAUGCACUAAUAGGGGACGUCACAGUUUUUGGGGUGGCUUUUUUUGUAGGCAAUGUGCAGGUCUAUUAAACAGAUUUACCCUCUGCAAGGUUUGUCUUUUUGUUUUAGCUUUAAACUAGAAAUUAUUUCAGCAUGACUAAAGACCGCACUUUACGUCUUGUACUAGACAGAUGUAUGCAAUGAUGAGUAGAGCGGAGUGUUCACGUACAGUUCUCUGGGUUGUUUAAAUUAUGCAAAAAAUAUGUUUUUUUAAAAGCCAGCCAGAGCCAAGUUAGGUAGGUGAUCCACUUUCACAACAGCGGUAAGGAUAUCACUUUUAAACAUUUCUGGCUAAGGAACAUGAAAAUAACGUUAGUGGGUGCAAUAUAGCUUGGAUGCUGCUGGAGAUCAUCAAGCACUUGUAAUCCAAAGCAUGUUAGUUGUGUUGCUUAGAACUCGGGCACGCUGGUAUCGCGCGUGAUCCGCACUUGGCGCCGCUCAGAGGCCGCCCGCGGGGCGGUUCUGUCUGUGCAGGGUGUUGUGCGGAGCCCGGUUAAGUGGGGACACUCUGGAAGUGUCAUUCCUUUGUUGGAAUAGAGAAUCUAUGUAACUUUGUAUUUAUCUCAAUAAAUCCUGUGACUGUUUUAUAAACAAA